AAGACAAGAAAAACAAAGAGAAAGCCUUUAACUCUAAUUGACAUUAAUUAUCAGAAGAUACAAAAAAGGCGACAAUUCUCUCAUGGAGAAGCGCGUCGCCUCAUCAUUACUCCUUAUUACCACGUUAUUAUUAUUACUCUUCUUCUCUCUUCCCAUUGCUCAUUCCACCAACAAUUCUCAGGUUCGAUGUAGCAAAACAUGUGUGGCUGACAACUGUAAUUCAAUUGGAAUUAGAUACGGGAAAUAUUGUGGAGUCGGAUGGAGUGGAUGUCCAGGGGAGAAACCUUGUGAUGAUCUAGAUGGCUGCUGUAAGAUCCACGACGAAUGUGUAGAGAAAAAUGGUAUGACCAAUGUUAAAUGCCAUGAGAAGUUCAAGAGGUGCAUAAAGAAAGUGCAGAAGUCUGGGAAGGUCGGGUUUUCUAGAGACUGCCCCUAUGAUGUAGCUGUCCCAACGAUGGUACAGGGAAUGGACAUGGCUAUUAUGUUUAGCCAACUCGGAAACUCCAAGCUUGAACUUUGAUCAAUUCAUCUGGCUAGCAGGACACAGUAUACUUGCAAUACUUGUAUUAACCAUUGCUUGUUGAUUCAAUUGUACGACAAGAAUGUUAUUCGUCUCUUUUUAGGAGCUUUUCCUUCUUCAGUAGUCCAUUUUGUAUCAGCACCAAGACGUAGCUAUUCAAUUGUAAAGGUUUAUCAGUGGAGGUUUCUGUAUGAUUCGAAUUGGUUUCACUUUGUA
Messenger RNA from Lycium ferocissimum, 736 nucleotides. RefSeq names its product probable phospholipase A2 homolog 1. Gene Ontology annotation, molecular function: A2-type glycerophospholipase activity; calcium ion binding. The record is from RefSeq and is a predicted model, not a curated record. NCBI's taxonomy places the organism in Eukaryota, Viridiplantae, Streptophyta, Magnoliopsida, Solanales, Solanaceae. The coding region runs from base 83 to 520 and encodes 145 amino acids. Gene Ontology annotation, biological process: lipid catabolic process; arachidonate secretion; pollen development. The transcript is spliced from 4 exons.